Messenger RNA from Nerophis lumbriciformis (worm pipefish), 3657 nucleotides. The record is from RefSeq and is a predicted model, not a curated record. NCBI's taxonomy places the organism in Eukaryota, Metazoa, Chordata, Actinopteri, Syngnathiformes, Syngnathidae.
AUGGAGUUCUCCGGAGAAGUCGGAGAGGCAACCCAUGUCAUAGACAUGACCACCAGUGAAAGGGUGGUGGAUCUUUUGAACCAGGCUGCCUUGAUACCCACAGAUGAAAAGCUGGCAGUACUUAAACAGGUACAGGAGCUUAUCAUCAACAAAGAUCCUUCUCUCCUUGACAAUUUUCUAGACGAGAUGAUUGCCUUUCAGACAGACAAAUCAAUCGAAGUGAAAAAGUUCGUCAUCGGCUUUAUCGAGGAAGCAUGUAAACGAGACAAUGAGUUACUCCUCCGGCUAAUCGCAAACUUGAACAUGUUGCUCAAGGAUGAAAGUGUCAACGUGGUGAAGAAAGCUAUUCUCACCCUCACCCAAAUGUACAAAAUUACUCUACAGUGGCUGGUGAGAGCCAAAACUGUGUCGGACAUGCAAGAGGCCUGCUGGGAGAUGGUGACGCAGAUGAAAGGCGACGUCCUGGCGCUACUGGACUCCGAGAAUGACGGCGUCCGUACUCACGCCAUCAAAUUCACUGAGUCACUCAUCGUCACCCUGUCACCCCGUGUAGCUGACUCGGACGUACCCAAGAGGCAGGAGAGCGACAUCACCCUGGACAAAGUACCUCAAGACCACCCGUACAUCCGCUACGGUGUUCUGUGUGAGGAGGGAAAGUUGGCGCUGGACAAGCUGCUGAAGUUUAUGGUCCAUCCUGCCAUUUCCAGCAUUAAUCUGACCACUGCACUGGGCUCGUUAGCCACCAUUGCCCGCCAGAGGCCCAUGUUUAUGUCCAAGGUGGUACAGGCAUAUGAGACUUUACAUGCCAAUCUUCCACCCACCUUGGCCAAGUCCCAGGUGAGCAGUGUGCGAAAGAACCUCAAGCUCCACCUGGUGGCUGUGCUCAAGCAUCCAUGCAGUCUGGAGUUCCAGGGCCAGAUCAGCACAUUGCUGCUGGAUUUGGGAAUGCCCCAGAGCGAGAUCACACGCUCCACGCCGGCACUGAGGGAGCAGCGCAAGAGGCCGCGCCACGAGCAGUACACGGAAGGGAAAAAGGUCAAGAUGGAGCCAACACUGAUUGAAGACGACGAGGACAAGGAAGAGCCUGCCCCUAUUUCGGCUCCCAAGCCAGCUCCAGUUCCAGUUGCACAGUCUGCUAUUGACCUCACCGCCGACUUCUUGCGCCCACUGCUCAAUGCUGACAAUGUCGCCAAUCUGGUGUUAAUCAGCAUGGUGUAUCUGCCCGACACCAUGCCGGCAUCCUUCCAAGCCACAUACACACCAGUGGAGUCGGCAGGCACCGAUGCCCAGAUCAAACAUUUGGCGAGGUUGAUGGCCACGCAAAUGACUGCUGCUGGCAUCGGUCCAGGACUAGAGCAGUGCAAAGCAAAAGAGGUGGCCAGUGAGGACGCAUUUGAUUACGACGCAGGGUCCAACCAGUUCAUCAAGCGUAAAGUACCCGUUAUGGUGGGCCAGGCCAUCUCCGUGUUGGGUUACUCUGAAAAAGAGAAGCCUCGCACUACUAUCAAGAGGCUUCCCGAGCCUAUCAUUCCAUCGGUGCAAACCAAAUUGGCAGGGUCGACCGGGAGAAAGAAAAUCUUCAGACUGUCAGAUGUAGUCCAGCCUUUAUCAGACACACAGAUAGAGCAGUUAACCUCCAAGACCAUCAAACGCAUCCUUCACUCUGAGAAGACAAUCACUCAAAGUGGCUUGUCCCAUGUCCGAAUUAAGCUCCUCUCUAAGCUAGUCACGCAGUUCGAGGGCAUCAUGAAGGAGGACGUGCUGCAUUUCAUUUUGGAAGACAUCCGAACUAGGAGCGAGCUGGCCUUUUCGCUCCUCUAUCAAGAGUACAACACCUACCUCAGCCAGCUUCCAUCAGGACUGCUGGACAGCUACGACCAGUGUUUGUACACGCUGCUGUCCGGUCUGCAGGAGAGGCCUGAGCAGAAAGAUGGACUCUUCACCAAACUGGUACUGGAGGCUCCCAUCAUCACAGAGUCAGCAUUGGAAGUAAUCCGACGUUACUGUGAGGAUGAGUCGCGUGUGUACUUAGGCAUGACUACGCUGAAGGAGCUCAUCAUCAAAAGGCCUUCUAGGCAAUUCCAGUACCUUCACGUGCUCUUGGAUCUCAGCUCUCAUGAAAAAGAGAAGGUACGAUCAACCGCCCUGGCUUUUCUGAAGCGCAUGUACGACAAAGACCACCUCCGCGACUACAUUGAGAGGUUUGCUUUGAACUACAUGCAACUUCUGGUCCACCCCAACCCCCCGUCUCUUCUCUUUGGUGCCGACAAAGAUACAGAGGUUGCGUCACCUUGGACCGAAGAGACUGUGCGUCAGUGUCUGUUCCUCUACUUGUCUUUGUUGCCCUUGAACCACAAGCUGGUGCACGAGUUGGCAUCCGUCUACACUGAGGCCAUCGCAGACAUCAAGCGCAGCGUGCUCCGAGCUAUAGAACUCCCUAUCCGUGGAAUGGGCAUGAACUCUCCUGAGCUUUUGCUUCUGGUUGAAAACUGCCCAAAGGGUGCGGAGACACUCGUUACCCGGUGUCUUCACAUUUUGACAGAUAAAGUGCCUCCUUCUCCAGAGCUGGUAGAGAGGGUCCGAGACCUCUACCAUAAACGCGUGCCGGAUGUUCGCUUCCUCAUCCCAGUCAUCAAUGGGCUAGAAAAGGCUGAAGUCAUCCAGGCUCUUCCAAAGCUGAUCAAACUCAACCCCAUUGUUGUCAAGGAGGUGUUCAAUCGACUCUUGGGAACCCAGCACAGUGAGGGAAGCUCUUCGGUAUCCCCUCUGACGCCAGGAGAUCUGCUGAUAGCUUUGCACAACAUCGACUCCACCAAAUGUGAUAUGAAGUCCAUCAUUAAAGCAACCAACUUGUGCUUUGGCGAGAAGAACGUGUACACAUCCGAGGUUCUGGCGGUGGUGAUGCAGCAGCUGAUGGAGCUGAACCCUCUCCCCAUGCUCCUCAUGAGGACCGUCAUCCAGUCGCUCACUAUGUACCCGCGACUCUGCGGCUUCGUCAUGAACAUCCUCUCCAGGCUCAUCAUCAAACAGGUGUGGCGAUACCCCAAGGUGUGGGAAGGCUUCGUCAAAUGCUGUCAGAGGACCAAACCUCAGUCAUACAGUGUCCUACUGCAGCUGCCUCACAGCCAGCUAUCCAGUGUCUUUGAACGCUGCCCGGAGAUGAGGGAACCCCUGCUGCACCAUGUCCGAUCCUUCACACCACACCAGCAAGCUCACAUCCCAGCGUCCAUCAUGGCUGUCCUGGAAGCCACUAAAAAAGUUGAAGCCAAACCGGUCGAGCCCGUGAAGAAAGAGAUACCUCAAAUUGAGAAACUUCCUGUCCUGGCAAAGCCUGUCAUAGUGGAAGAAGAGCCACAACCUCAACCACAAGCACGGGAUCAAGAACCAGAUACUGUCACAAUUAAUGAUAAAGAAGAGAAGGAUGAGCCUAUGGAGCAGGAACAAGCAGAUCCAGUGAGACACCAGGAGAUUGUCAAUACCCCGUCAGAGGUGGAGUUGGCAAGAUCUGAUGGAACACCAACACCUGAACCUGAGGCGGCUGAAGAGCCAAUGGAGACGGCUGAAUUGGAACCGUCACAAACCCAAGAAACGCAUCAAAACGACGAGAAUGAAAACUUGGCUCAGGACGUUGGGGGUAACUGUGAAGAAGCGGAAUAA